GUUUCCUCGACUUAUUUACAUGUCAAGAUCUUACAAACAAAAUGUUAUGCAUACAAAAGUAUUACCAGAAAUCCAUCAACCUUGAACUAAUCAAGAAAUGCUCUAUCGAACAACUGUGCAAAAAGCAGCAAAAUUGUUCCUUCUUCUCUAAGUCCAUUAGCACCACUACAAAAACCCAUCAAAAAGAUGACUUUAAUUCAAAUAACAUAUUUAUUUCCAAUCACCUUAAUUCUGAAAUAGCCGUGCUUAAUGACUUUCAAAUGUUAAACUCUGGUUCAAAGCCUAAUGCUUAUACUCUGGUUCACUUGACCCGAUCAUGUACAAAUCUUGGUUGGUUGUCACAUAGUGAACAGCUUCAUUGCUACAUUUUAAAAUCAGGGUAUGUCAACAAUGUCUUUGUUACUACAUCUUUGGUCAAUUUCUAUGUGAAAACUCAGCUUUUGAGUAAUGCACAACAACUGUUUGAUGAAAUGACUGAACCAAAUGUAGUUACUUGGGCUACGUUGAUAUCGGGUUAUGUUCGUUCUGGGCAGUUUACUGCUGCUCUGAACUUGUUUAUUCAGCUGGAAAGAUCGGAACUUUGUUCUGAUUCGUACUCUUUUACAGCUGUUUUAUCGGCAUGUGGAUCACUUGGUUUAGUACAACUAGGAAAAUCAAUACAUUCCAAGAUUGUGAAAUUUGGUGUUGAGUGUAGCAUUGUGGUGUCAAAUUCUUUGAUUGACAUGUAUGGAAAAUGUGGUUCUGUUGAAGAAUCGACUAGGGUGUUUAAUAGUAUGAUUGAGAAGGAUACGAUUUCUUGGAAUUCAGUUAUUGCAGCAAAUGCAAGAAACAGCAGGCUUGAUCAGGCAUUUGAUUUCUUGCGUCAAAUGCCUGAACCUGAUACUGUUUCAUAUAAUGAGGUAAUUAGUGGUGUGGCACAGUUUGGUAACAUAGAAGAUGCUGUUGGUAGGUUAUAUAGGAUACCGAGCUCAAAUUCAUCAUCAUGGAAUUCGAUAAUCACAGGAUAUGUAAACCGAGGCAGAGCACAAGAAGCUCUGCGGUUUUUUCAAAACAUGCAUCUUAGUAAUGUUCUCAUGGAUCAAUUCACCUUUUCAAGUAUAUUAAGUGGCAUUGCGAAUAUAGCAGCUAUAACAUGGGGAAGGUUGAUGCAUUGUUGCACAGUGAAGUAUGGUGUGAAUGAGACUAUUGUUGUUGGAACUGCAGUCGUUGACAUGUAUUCUAAAUGUGGGCAGAUGAAUGAAGCUGACGCUCUGUUUAGAUCGCUCCCUCAGAAGAAUCUAAUAACCUGGAACACGAUUAUAUCUGGACAUGCUCAUAACGGGAACUCAGAUGAAGUGAUCCGGUUGUUUGAGCAGCUGAAAUUGGUGAAAGAUUUACAACCGGAUGGUAUUACAUUCUUGAAUGUCUUGGCUGCAUGUUGGCAUAACAAAAUGUCUUUUGAGGCUGCAAAUGAGUAUUUCGAAUUGAUGGUCAAGGAGUAUGAGAUAUGUCCUAUGCCGGAACAUUGUUCUUCAAUGAUAGGGCUAAUGGGACAAGAAGGGGAUGUGAGUAAGGCAGAGAAAAUGAUAUAUGAACUGGGAUUUGAAAACUGUGGAUUAGUUUGGAAGGCAUUACUAGGUGCUUCUGUCACUUGUGGGGAUAUAAAGAUAGCAGAAGUGGCUGCUGCAAAGGUGAUAGAAUUGGAAGGUGAUAACGAGUUUGUCUAUGUACUAAUGUCUAACAUGUACGCAUUGCAUAGAAAGUGGAUAGAUGUUGGUGGCAUGAGGGAGCAGAUGAAGGAGAAAAGAGUGAGAAAAGAAGCUGGUUGGAGUUGGAUUGAGCUGGUUGGAGUUGGAUUGAAUUGGAAAACUCAAAUCUAAUUCCAUCUAUUACGUGACAGAAAGAUGAUGGCGAUGUCCAGGUUCAUGGAACUGUUGUUCGAGAAAUAAGUAGAUCCUUUUUUGUGUCACAAAUCAAAGCACUUGAUGCCCCGUAUACAAAGGCUAAAAAGAACAUGACCUACCUUCAACCUCUAUUGACAAAAGAUGUAGAUAUUUAAACAGUAAAGAUGAAGAUUAAACAUGUUGCUG
Lycium ferocissimum is the source of this 2069-nucleotide messenger RNA. RefSeq names its product putative pentatricopeptide repeat-containing protein At5g47460. The record is from RefSeq and is a predicted model, not a curated record. Gene Ontology annotation, molecular function: protein binding; RNA binding. Gene Ontology annotation, biological process: RNA modification. Lineage: Eukaryota; Viridiplantae; Streptophyta; Magnoliopsida; Solanales; Solanaceae.